This is a messenger RNA of Myotis lucifugus (little brown bat), 1371 nucleotides long. RefSeq names its product acyl-CoA dehydrogenase short/branched chain (gene ACADSB). Gene Ontology annotation, cellular component: mitochondrion. Lineage: Eukaryota; Metazoa; Chordata; Mammalia; Chiroptera; Vespertilionidae. Gene Ontology annotation, molecular function: flavin adenine dinucleotide binding; acyl-CoA dehydrogenase activity. The coding region runs from base 14 to 1234 and encodes 406 amino acids. The record is from RefSeq and is a predicted model, not a curated record. The transcript is spliced from 10 exons.
CCACUGCUCUGUGAUGCGGAAGCAUCUGUCCUGUCUCCUGGCGACCGUCACAGCUCACUCUUCACCCGCUGGACUCCUGGCCUACGCUCAGAAGGGAAGAAAACGCGUUUCCGCGAGAGGGCGGGACGCGAAGAUUAGACGAAACUUCCCAACCUGCCUGCCUGCUUGGAAGAGCCCUCCCCGUGCCCUCCGGGCCUCCCACUCCGAGGCUCUGCUCAGCCCAGCAGGCGGCGGGCUCCCCGGCGCCCCCCUGCAGACGCUCUCCGAUGAGGAGCUGAUGAUCCAGAGCGCAGUUAAAAAAUUUGCCCGGGAACAAGUUGCUCCUUUGGUCUCGACCAUGGAUGAAAAUGCAAAAAUGGAGAAGUCAGUCAUACAAGGACUGUUUCAGCAAGGGUUCAUGGCCGUGGACAUCGACGCCAAGUACGGAGGGACCGGGGCUUCCUUCUUCUCCCUCGUCCUGGUGGUGGAGGAGCUGGCCAAGGUGGACGCGUCCGUGGCGCUGAUCUGCGACAUCCAGAACACGGUGGUUAACGGGCUGGUGCGGAAGCACGGGACGGAGGAGCAGAAGGCGGCCUACCUGAGCCAGCUGGCCACGGCCAAGGUGGGGAGCUUCUGCCUGUCGGAGGCCGGGGCCGGCAGCGACUCGUUCGCCCUGAAGACCAGAGCCGAGAAGAAGGGGGGCCACUACGUCCUCAACGGGUCCAAGAUGUGGAUCAGCAGCGCCCGGGAGGCGGAGCUCUUCCUGGUGAUGGCGAACGCGGACCCGGGCGCGGGGUACCGAGGCAUCACCUGCUUCGUGGUCGACCGGGACACGGAGGGCUUCCACGUGGGGAAACCCGAGAACAAGCUGGGCAUCAGGGCCUCGUCCACCUGCCCGCUCACCCUCGAGGACGUCAAGGUUCCAGAAGCCAAUGUCCUGGGGCAGGUCGGCCACGGCUACAAGUACGCCAUAGGGAGCCUCAACGAAGGGAGAAUAGGAAUCGCUGCUCAGGGACCAUUUCUAAGCUGGGACCGUUCAGCCGAUGCGGAGCGUGGUCAGCAAGGAGGAACUGCAGCGGGGCUGGCCCCACGGCCUGGGCGGUCCUCAGGGUGUGAGCGGGCGGUCUUCCCACCUGCUCCAUGCUGGGAUUGGCUCAAGGAUGUUUUGACUACACUGUUCCGUAUAUUAAAGAAAGGAUGCAGUUUGGCAAAAGAUUAUUUGACUUUCAGACCGCAAGCUCGAGCAACUAGAUGAGAAUGAAAAUUUUCUUAAUUCAAGCAAUGAAAAUGCAUAUUCAAAAUUUUGCUCUUUUGGAAUUUUGUUUAACCUCCACUUGAACAUAAAAAAGGUUAAAAAUAAUUAUUAAAUAUAAUUCAAAUUUUUAAAGUUAA